AUGACGGAUGCUGCUUCGAGCCUUGUGAGCAAAGACGAAGAAGAUGUGCUCUACCAUUACGGCAACACUUGUGAACCUAUUCCUGUGUAUUCGGUUGACGAACAACCUCUCGAUGGACCGUCAACGCUAACGAAUACUCUCAGAUGCCCGGUGCAGUACAUUAGCAAGGUUCCGCCGUCACUGGUCAGCGACAACUUUUGCUUUAUUUGUGAUGGGGACGAGGUGUCUGUGGAAGAUAUUCUUACUGAGUGCCAAUGGUGGAAGCAGACCAGUAGCAGUACACGGUUCUACUCUUCCGACAAUCUGACCACUUUUCAUCAGGUCAAUCUGCUGACGUGCCGAGGAGAGACGCGAGGUGCAUACAGAGCAAGGGUGCGUGGCGGAGCUAUUGCCAAGGUUUCAUUGGACAAAAAGGAGAAAUGUGCUACCAGUUCAAAAAAAGGAUAUUCAUUCAGUACUUUUGGAGAUCGGAAAAAGUACGUUAAUCAUUAUGUUCUUGUCAUUACGAGCUAUUACGAUGUCGUCUUUCAUUCUUUAUAA
Messenger RNA from Haemonchus placei, 540 nucleotides. Lineage: Eukaryota; Metazoa; Nematoda; Chromadorea; Rhabditida; Trichostrongylidae. The record is from the annotation of a GenBank genome assembly.